UUUUUCCUAUAAAUAGUUUGUAUCUUCACCUCCGACGCUUCACUCUCAUAUUCGCUUCUCGAUUCUUCUCUCUGCUAAAUAUUUCACCAACAACUUCCACCCAUGGCUGUUGAGAUCUGCGUCAAGGCCGCUACUGGCGCUCCUGACAUUCUCGGAGACUGCCCGUUUUGCCAGAGGGUUACGAUGACUUUGGAGGAGAAGCGAGUCGAGUACAAGCAGCAAUUGAUCAAUUUGGCCGCUAAGCCCCAGUGGUUUCUGGAAGUGAACCCGGAAGGGAAGGUGCCGCUCAUAAAGUUCGAUGAUGGCAAGUGGAUUGCUGAUUCGGAUGUAAUCGUUGGUAUUUUGGAGGAGAAGUUCCCGAAUCCCUCUCUCGCUGCUCCUCCUGAAGUCUCCUCAGUGGGCUCCAAGAUACUUCCUUGCUUUUUCAAAUUCCUAAUGAGCAAGGAUGCCAGUGAUGGAACAGAACAAGCUCUGCUCGAUGAAUUGAAGGCUCUGGAUGAGCACCUGAAAACUAAGGGACCGUAUGUCAAUGGAGCAGACAUUUGUGCUGUUGAUAUGAGUUUGGCACCUAAGCUUUACCAUGUUGAUGUGGCACUUGGCCAUUUCAAGGGUUGGACUAUUCCCCAAAGCUUGACUCAUGUGUAUAAGUACAAGGAGCUGCUCUAUUCUCGGGAGUCCUUCAAGAAGACUCAGGCUGCAAAAGAACAUGUCAUUGCAGGCUGGGCGACAAAAGUUAAUGCAUGAGCAUGUCUCUGAAUCUACACUCUACAUCAUAAAAUCUGUGCUAUUGCUCCCUUGACCACUUUGUUGUAUAAAUUAUGCAGGUAUCUUAGAAUAUUUCUUCCGAACAAUAAUGCUAGAUUAUGUUGUUAGAGACGAUCAUGUAUAUGGAUCUGUUGAGGGCUUUGCUUAUCAUGUACUUAUGCACUAUGAUGUUUGUGGUUGAAAUAAGACACUAUUUGUCUAA
Salvia hispanica is the source of this 967-nucleotide messenger RNA. RefSeq names its product glutathione S-transferase DHAR2-like. The record is from RefSeq and is a predicted model, not a curated record. NCBI's taxonomy places the organism in Eukaryota, Viridiplantae, Streptophyta, Magnoliopsida, Lamiales, Lamiaceae. Gene Ontology annotation, biological process: ascorbate glutathione cycle; protein glutathionylation; cellular oxidant detoxification. Gene Ontology annotation, molecular function: glutathione dehydrogenase (ascorbate) activity.